UCAGGUGUCUGAUUUGUACAAACAAAUGAAAGAACAAACCUACACACCUACUAGAUCUGUAAGCAGUGCAGCAAAUUUGACGUCAUUGUGCGUUGACAUUUCUCCUAGUUCAAGUAACUUUUUUGAGGUACUUUACAUAGGUAAAAUAAAAGUAUGGCAGAAGAGAGUACCAGAAAGCUUCGUAGAUGACGCUUUAGAAAAAUUCAAAGCAUAUGAAUUAGAAAAAUUUACCAGCAAAAAACUAGGAAGUAUAGGAAGAUUAAAAAGUGAAAGCGAUAUUAGAAGGGGGUCUACGGACUCUUCAACUAGUGAUGAUUGUCCAUCGGCUCCAGUCCAUCCAUUGCUCAGGUCCCACUCUGUUAAUUCAAAUUUACUCAGGCAACAGAGUCAAAUCUUAGAGACUCUUACCUCAAUCUCAGAAAGACAAAAAGACUUAAAUCUAAAUGAAAAUCUGGAAAACGCAGACAGCACAGAUGAUAUUAACUCAAAUCAUGAAUUGGACGAUGCAGAUAAGACUGGACAAUCCGGAGAUGGAAGCUCAGAUAACGAUAGUAACAAUAAUUGUAAUAACAAUGAAAAAUCCGUGAAUUUGGAUGACCAUAACAGGACAAUGGUUUUGCAAGUCGACAGAACUGAUUUAAGGCUUAUUAGUCCUGACAGAAAGAUUAUAUUGUUGAAUAAACAGCACAAAGAUAUUACCACGUGUGUACAGGGGCUGAAAAGAGCAGAACAUUUUGGAUUUAUUUGUAAAGAGGGAACGAAUACAUAUACUUUUGUAGGAUAUAUUUUUAAGUGUGAGUCACAUUCAAUAGCUACGGAUGCCAUGGCGGCUAUUACUCAAGCAUUUUUGAAUGCUGAAUCAAGACCAAAACAAGUGAUAACGUCCUGCGAACACUGCCCAAUGGUUUGGUACCACAAACUGUGCGUAGAAGUUGAAAAUAUGUCUGAUAGAAAAACCCAAGCUGCCAUAUUUAGAAGAAUAGAACAACUAGACGAAGACGAACAAUCAAUAAUCCUCACAAAAUUCCGCGGUGCUGAAACUGACUCUGUUCGCGAACAAAAUGAAUUCCUGAUGAUGUUGCUACGAGCCCAUUGCGAGUCGAAACAAGGAAGACACGUUCACGAUACGGCAGAAAACCGAUCAGAGUUUUUGAAUCAGUAUCUUGGAAGCAGCAAUGUAUUCAUAAAGGCUAAAAGGAGCCUUAGCAAUUCUUUUGAUCAAUUACUCAAAAGAAAAGCUUCCAAAGAUGAUAUCGGUGCAAGUCUAAAAGGAUUAAACUUGACUAUUAUUAAUAACGCCAAUAAUAGGGAUACGUCACCCAACGAUACAUCUGAUAGAGAUUCUGAAGGUUCUAGAUCUCGAUCUUCCACAAUUGGAUCAAAAAGUGAUCUUACCGAUUCGCAUCUCAAUGUUAAAGAAUACUCGAACAAAUACUCGGUGUCGCCAGAAAAGAGCACACCUUCUGAAAAAGGACCAAAAUCUCCCAUGAUGGACAUAUUUUUGAAAGUUGGCAACAGCCCUAAAACCACCGUUUCUUACGAUGAAGCUUCCAGUAAAGCCGACUCUGGAUCAUGGAGACACGCCAUUUUUAAAAGAGUAGCUACACCUAAACCAGAAAAGGAACAGAUGCCCGACAGAAAAAGGACAAAGGAAGAACUGAAAAUUUUAUGGAAGAAAUCAAUUUAUCAAGCUAUUUUGUUAGUCAGGAUGGAAAAGGAAAACGCCAAAAUUCGAGCCAAGCAAGAAGAAUCGGCGGUAAAAAGAAUAAAACUAGAAUACGACGACAUGCGCAUGAAUCAAAGAGAGUUGGAGGUAUGGGAAAUGGUGAUCAACAAAAAGGAUGGCCACAGUGUUAAACCGGAUCCAGUCAUGUUACUUCAAGCUAUUAGGCAAGGAGUACCGAGAGGAAAAAGAGGUGACGUUUGGCUGUUUUUGUCUGAGAGAUAUUGCACGAAACUUGCACCGAUGGAUACCGUCAAGUAUCCAAAUUAUCAUAUUCCUUAUGAGACUCUGUUGAAGCAGCUUACUUCGCACCAGCAUGCUAUUUUAAUAGACUUAGGAAGGACAUUUCCUAACCAUUCGUACUUUAGUAGUCCCCUAGGACCCGGACAACUGGCUUUAUUUAAUCUGCUAAAAGCAUACUCCCUUCUAGAUCCUGAUGUAGGAUAUUGCCAAGGACUCAGUUUCGUCGCAGGUGUCCUUCUGCUACAUCUUGAAGAAUCGCAAGCCUUCCUUCUCUUGAGGCAUCUCAUGUUUCGCAGAGGAAUGCGCACACAAUACCUUCCCGAUAUGGUCAGCCUUCAGAUAAAACUUUAUCAACUUUCAAGACUGUUACACGAUCAGUUACCUGAUAUCUAUGAACAUUUUGAUUUUUAUGAAGUUGCACCUACUUUGUAUGCCGCACCGUGGUUAUUGACAGUUUUUGCAUCACAGUUCCCGUUGGGAUUUGUUACCAGAGUUUUUGAUUUAAUAUUUAUGGAAGGACCCGAAGUAAUCUUCAAGGUAGCCUUAGCUCUGUUAACCUAUCACAGAGAAAAACUGCUAUUGUGUGAUAGUUUUGAAGAAAUCAUGAAUUAUUUGAAAAUUCAACUGCCUAAUAUUGACAAGACAAGUUUAGAAAAAAUUAUGAAACAAGUCUACACCACCGACUUCUCCAAACAGUUAAAUGAAUACAAAGUCGAAUAUCAAGUUUUACAAGAGGAAAUGAAUUCAGCACAACCGCAAAUCGAAGCGUUGCAUAAACUUGAAGCCCAAAACAAAAUCCUAACGGAACAAAAUAAGGCCCUUAUGGGGCAGUUAGAGCUCACUUUAAGCAAUGUUCAAAGGUUAGAAAAAAUGAGGGUAUUACAACAAUCGCAACUCAAUAAAGUUGAGACGCAAAACAGGGCAUUAGAUGUGACUAUAUCCACGUUAGGAAGUUUCAUUAAUUCACUUAUAGAGGAUAAAGUUGAUGUUGAAAUUCCCGAUGACGUACAAAGGAUUUUAUCGCACUUAAACUUCAGCGAAAGGGUAAAAAGUGAGGUUAAACCUCAACAGAAUAACCUGCUGAAGAUGUUCCAGAAAUCACCUGAUAAAAUGAUGCAGAAAUCUCUGAGCAUGGGUAAAAUCAAUCUGCCGCCCAAUUCAGAGCAUAACAGAAGUAGAACAAACAGUCUCAGUCAAAAUAAAGAUAUUUUACCCAACUUAGAAACUACUCCUAGUAACUCAGCGGAAAAAAUUUCAAAAUUUUUCUCGAAUUCCCACCACAACAUACUUCAACAGAAACAUAAUUCCCAAAACAAUUUAUUAAAUAACGCAAAAAUCGAUAUCACGGUCCAGGAAUUCGAACACGAAGAAAUAUCGAACGCGUUAACAAAAAAAAUCGAUUUUGACGCGAACAAAAUUUCUCCAACAAAUUCCGAAGACAGUGGCGUGGGAACCCCUAACAGUCCGAAAGAGACACACCCUUUGAGCAACUGCGACGUAACUUUUACGUUCAACGGGACAAAGGAGCUGAAAAGUAUUAAAAAUUUUAAAAAUUUACGGCAGUGUAGUCCGGAUAUAUUGAGUAAAUGA
Molecule: messenger RNA, 3556 nt
Organism: Psylliodes chrysocephalus
Lineage: Eukaryota; Metazoa; Arthropoda; Insecta; Coleoptera; Chrysomelidae
Source: the annotation of a GenBank genome assembly